AUGCGAUUCCUGGUGUUUAGCCUCGUCUUGGUCUCCUAUCUAUCAGUGGUCGGAGCUAGCGGGUACCACUACGAGUUCCAAGUUGAAACGAAGCAUCACUGCCUUGAUGACGUUCAUGAUUCUUUCGGUGAACCCCUCCCUUGCCAGAAGUCUGUAGAGAUGGAGACCCUAGGGCUCACACUGCCCGGCAUGGAAGAUGGGGUGCUCACAACAAGAAGCCAUAUAAUCGCGGGCGCUGAUUACGAGAUCUCAGUGGACUCUCAUCCUAGUCACCCGUACCAAUACUUUAUGCAUAUCAGGACAGCGGAGUCCUACCGUGUGGAACACCUCAUCAACGGCCAGAGCGUUCUGGUUGGUGAGGUGCCGUCGCACCCGCAGGUUACUCCCGCGAUCCGGUCAGUCGCUGAUCUCGAGCAGGAUGGUUGGGCGUUCCUUGAGGUCAACUGCCGCGGGGACUAUUGUGAGGACAUCUGGACGAAGAAGAGUACCGUUGAGCCAAGUAUGGCUAAUGGCAUCCACCUUACGGGAAUAUAUGCGAGCAACAUUAUGCCCGACACGUGGUUUAUCUACCUACGUCAUGAUGAUGGAACGCCAUUGAGGAUUGAAGCCACCAAUGAGAGACAUGGCGGGACCAUUCACCAGCAAACCUUUUUCACCAAAUUCCAGAAGCACUCUCACGAGCAUUCGAUAAUGGUUGCUCGGCAGCGAAUGUUGGAUGCCUAUCUCAUUGAUAACGACGCUGACUCAUUUACUUACACGGCAGUGGGGCACACACAUCACUUCAAGACGCAACUGUUCUCUGGUAUGGUUCCUGUUGCAUCGAGGAUUCCCCCUAUGGUAUCAGAUUGGAUUCCAGCAUCGCAUUUCGAGAGUACGGGAAUCAUCCCGUACCAUGUUAUCGAGCCAGGGUCUGCUGCAGAUUUUUAUUUCUCCACUACUGGUCGGGCUCGCUCGUUGAUACAAAUGUUCGACUUCGAGUACCCUAAGACCUGCAUGAAGGAUGGCCAGUCAGACAAGUACUGUCUGUCGGUUGUUGCCGAUAAGAAUGCCUCGAAGGGGCAGAUGGAGCUCGAAGCUGGAAUACGAAUGUCUGAUGUUCAUGAACAUACUCGGAGUGCAGAACUCAGACUCACAGCUAUUCUGAACACUAACCAACACGAAGCGCUGGCACUGGACUUCUCCCUUCACGCUAAAGGAUGUGCAAUGGUUUGGCAGGCCGGUACCAAAGUGAGCCUCACUGUUACGGUUUGCCUCGUUGCUAAUGCUUCUGGUCAUGAUCUAUUCGAUCGGGCGACCAGAACUUUCCAAGGCACCGUAGCUGUUUCGGUGACCUUCAACAUAAGAAUCUUCACGUUUAAACUACCCGUGGGAGUCACAAUUGACGGGGUUGUUGCUUGUGCCGCAUACCCUUCGAACAAUAUCACUGCCUUGGGUAAGCUUGGUGUCACCGUCUCUAUCCCCCAUGGCGGAGCUUCCAUGGGUCUUGACUUCACCGCUACCACAGCCGAUCAUCUUGCGAGUGAGUGGGAGUUCGCCUCUGGUAUUAGUUUCUCAGCAUGGGUGAAUUUCUUAUUCUGGAAGCCACGGUUCAACCGAAGGUUUCCUCUUUGGCACGCUGGUCUGAACCAUGCAUAG
Perkinsus marinus ATCC 50983 is the source of this 1635-nucleotide messenger RNA. RefSeq lists its product as hypothetical. NCBI's taxonomy places the organism in Eukaryota, Perkinsozoa, Perkinsida, Perkinsidae. The coding region runs from base 1 to 1635 and encodes 544 amino acids. The transcript has a single exon. The record is from RefSeq and is a predicted model, not a curated record.